This is a messenger RNA of Tinamus guttatus (white-throated tinamou), 1359 nucleotides long. Lineage: Eukaryota; Metazoa; Chordata; Aves; Tinamiformes; Tinamidae. The record is from RefSeq and is a predicted model, not a curated record.
AUGCCCCCUAACCUGGGAAUAAACAACAACAAGAACAACAAAUUUGGGGAGUUGGAUGAACUGUUGCAGGCAGACAAGAAUGCUGCAUUAAAGAAAGCUCUGACUUGUGGUAAUGUAUCAUUGAUUGAAGACCUCUUAAACUCAGGUAUAAGCAUAGAAUCUAGCUUUCAGUUUGGGUGGACUCCCCUAAUGUAUGCGGCCAGCGUGGCUGAUGUUGCUGUAGUGCAUCUCCUGCUAGACAGAGGAGCUAAUGCAAGUUUUGAAAUAGAUAAGUACACUGUGCUGAUGGCAGCAUGUACUGCACAUGCUUCAGAGGAAAAGAUUUUGAAGACUGUAGAACUACUUCUAUCAAGGAAUGCUGAUCCUAACCUUCCUUGCAGGAGACAAAUGACUCCACUGAUGUAUGCAGCGAGAAAAGGGUAUCCUCAGGUUGUUGCCCUUCUUGUUGCUCAUGGAUCACACAUAAAUGCCCAGGAUGAAAAUGGAUAUUCAGCAUUAGCAUGGGCAGCACGCCAUGGACAUAAAAAUGUAGUUUUAAAAUUGCUUGAACUUGGAGCUGACAAAAAUCUACAGACUAAGGAUGAUAAAACAGCAGCUGACCUCGCAAAAAUGAAUAAACAUUCAGAGAUUUAUAGUUUGCUUUCUUUGACUGCGAAUCCCUUGCAAGGGAGAUGCAACAAAAUGAUUAAGAUGGACACUAUCUACGACUUUUUGACAGCUGUCCCUGACCACGGAGCUGGUUCCUAUUCAGCACUUUCAGACAUGGAAGUAUUUUUACAUGGUCUUGGUCUGGAACACAUAAUAGGAUUAUUAAAGGAAAAAGAUGUUACUCUAAGACAACUUGUGAUCAUGAAAAAAGAUGAACUAACACAGAUCGGCGUUACAAAUCCCAGAGAUCAACAGAAACUCCUAGAUUCUAUUACAGAGCUACAACUUGAAGAUAUAAGAAUUGGAGACCUCCCUGAAGUGCUGAAGCUGGAAGUCAGUGGAGAUGAGUUCCUCAAGUUUCUUCAGAAGUUGAAUAAAGAGUGUGGUAACCUGACCGUUCCUGUGCAGACCAUAAAUAAGCAUUUGCUCACAAAUUCUCACAAGGUAGUACUGCAGUGGGCACCAGCUGAAAGGUUUGCUGAAGUUUGCAAAGACUUGGUUUGCAGUGUGGAAAAGCUGGGAAAAGAAGUUGCGAUGCUGAAGAACCUCCUGGAAGAGAAUGAACGGAGGGAUGAUCCCAGCCGAGUGGAAUUUCCAGAAGAAGCACCUACCUUGGAAAACAGAUUAGUAAAAAUGGGAGUGGUGACAUUGUUUGGAUUGGGUUUUUUCUUCAUUAUAACUAAGCUAGCCGUCAAAAAAACACAACUUUAA